AUGAGCGGCGCGUUGCGUGUCCCCGCGUCCGGGGCCGCGCGGGCGCCGCGGCGGGCGCGCUGGGCUCGAAGCCUGCAUCCGCCGCCCGGCGGCAGCGCUCCGCCGCGGCCUCCGGCGGAGGCGGAAGACCCCAGCCGCCCCUUCCCGUUCGCACCCAGCGGAGCCCACCCGUUCCGCUGGCCGGUGCUGCGCUCGUUGGGGGAGAAGCGGCAGCGUUCCGGGAGGAAGGUGCUGCCCGCCACCUUCUCCCUCUUGGCGGUGGUCGUCUGGUGCUUCCUGAGGGAGGAGGGCGGCACGGACCGGUGGUGGUGGAGGGCGGCGCGCCGAGAGGCACCCGCGCCCGGCCACGGCGCGGAGCAGCCCGCCGCCCGCGCGGCGAGGAGCUGA
This is a messenger RNA of Dipodomys spectabilis (banner-tailed kangaroo rat), 387 nucleotides long. It is a transcript of the gene CUNH16orf91, whose product is annotated as chromosome unknown C16orf91 homolog. NCBI's taxonomy places the organism in Eukaryota, Metazoa, Chordata, Mammalia, Rodentia, Heteromyidae. Bases 1 to 387 code for a protein of 128 amino acids. The transcript is spliced from 2 exons. The record is from RefSeq and is a predicted model, not a curated record.